Molecule: messenger RNA, 1698 nt
Organism: Lichtheimia ornata
Lineage: Eukaryota; Fungi; Mucoromycota; Mucoromycetes; Mucorales; Lichtheimiaceae
Exons: 2
Coding region: 1-1698 (565 amino acids)
Molecular function (GO): protein binding
Source: RefSeq, a predicted model, not a curated record
AUGACUUUGGUUGCUGCUCUUUGUCAGUUUCCAGCCGAAAUCAACAAUGUCAUUUUCUCGUACCUGGAUAUGAAACAGCUGCUCGAGUGCUUGGCUGUAUGCAGGCAAUGGCGUGACAACAUUCCAUUCUGGAUUGAGACACAGGAGCGAACGCUACAGCUCAGCAUGUCGCAGCUCGACAAUGCACACCCACCGUUGCAAUACAUUGGAAGGGUCGUUCAAGGGAUUCAGCUUGCUCCUUGGAGACAAGAGGUCAACUACCAACAAGUCAUUGUCAACCUCGUUGCGUUGGAUCUACCGCAUGUGGAUACAUUGCAGCUGUAUUUUAUGCCAGCCAAAGGGUCAAGUGUUAUUGAAGCAUCGAAGGCGUGGUAUCAGCUGGGAACCAAACUACGUCGCUUAUUGCUGAGUCUCAAGCAUCCCACAAGAGGUCAAUUUGACGUUUCUCCACUGCUUCGUUGUUGUCCAUUUCUCACCCACCUUGCAAUCGACUACCCUCAUUUUUCUGAACCUUACCUCAAGUACAUUGGUCAAGGUCGACAACUACAACUUCACUACUUGAAAUUCCGAGCCCACAUUGAAAUGCAGGAUUUGUUGUCACUUGUACGACGUUGUCCGGAGCUGCGCUAUCUACGUAUUGGUUGGAAUCAUUCAAUGGACUUGAAACAAAUCUUCGAUGCUUGUCCUUCACUCAAAGGUGUUGGUGUCAAUACCAGAGUGUUUGAAUCAGACGAUCCAUGGUGGAAGGACCGACGUCAUAUGCCAAUGGCAACAAGAAGAUCACCUACUACGGCAUCAAUACAAGAGCUUGACAUGUAUGUGAAGUUUGAGGAUUUAUACCUACAAAUAGCAGCCAUGCUCAAUCAUCAUUGUGAACAUCUCAAGCGGCUGUAUUUGGAUAUCAACAUUGAUAAUUGGGAUGGACGGAUAAAACAACAUGACUUGGAUACGCUUGAAUAUGACCCACUACCAGCUUUGGAGGAAUUUGAGUAUCACGCCUAUCAACCAGCACCGGCCAAAGCAUCCUUUGUGAUCCCUUUGCUCAAAAAGUGCCCAAAUCUUAAAAGCAUCUACAUUAAUACCAGAGAAGCUGGUCCUAUCUAUCGUGCGCUUGUUGGAUUUCAUUUACCCCAUCUACGAUGCUUAACUGUCAGCGACACGGAUCGUGAUAUGGAUGGACUUGAAGAUUUGCUGUUCUCUAUUGCCAAUACCAAUACCCCGUUGGAGCGUUUCAUAUUUAAAGGAGAUGUUUUCAGAUCACAUUGGAUAUACCAGGCACUGUCGCAAAUAUCCUCAUUACGGCAUAUUGAAUUGGAUGACUUUGAGCCGAAUGUCUUUAAAGCGAGAAAACGGGAUAAGAAAAUCAUGACCCAAUGUCUAAAUCGUCUUCAUGGUGAUGGUGUUACCAGCACGCCAGCUACCAGAAAUCUCGAAUCGAUCGAUUUUUUUCAUGUGGAAGGUUUCAUGACGGUCGACGCAUUUGGUUCCUUGCGAAAGAUAUUCCCCCUCAAACGAGUGGCAUUUCAUCGAUGCGGCCCCAUGAGUGAGCGAGGUUUGCGAUUACUAGUGGAUCGGGAGCCACCAUUGGAGUAUUUGGAAAUGCACUUGAGCAGCAGAACAAUGGAUGAUAAAUCGUUGGAGCCAAUCCUUGCUUAUGCUAGAACCAAGAUACCUAUAAUCAGAACCCCGCGUCCUUAG